UCGCGCGAUCGCCGGAGGGGCCAUCUUGGGUGUGGCGGUAGUGACGGAACACAGCCUUCCACUUCGUUCUUUUCUCCCCCGAGGUUAUUUUUGUUUUCUCCUAACGCCUAACGGGGAAAGAGCUUGAGUUGGAGGACCAGCCCUGUUUGCCUGCCGCCUUUAGCUGCUCUGGUUGCGAGCGAUGCAGACGCCUCCUCGGCUGGGAGCGGGUUCGAAUCCUGCUGCGCUUCGUUGUCCUGGACGUGCUCUUGCCUUGGGGAUAGACCUGGGCACUUCGACGGUGAAAGUGGCUUUGAUGGAAGAGACGUACGAAGGGCCCACAAUCAUUCAGAGAGCCUCUAAAGAGACUCAGGCGCAGGUGGAGAGCCAGGCUGCUGGGCGGCAGGGUAAUGAACAAGAUGUUCGGAAAAUCGUCGCUGCCCUGCACGGAUGCCUCUCGGCCCUCUCUCCGCAACAGCUGCGAGAGGUUCGCCACAUUGGAAUCUGCGGACAGAUGCACGGACUCGUGUUUUGGAAGGCCGACCGAGGUUGCAAAUGGACAGGGCAAAGCUUUGAGCCAGAUGAAGUCAGUCACCUGAUCACGUGGCAAGAUGGCCGCUGCACUAGCAGCUUCCUGUCCUCGCUCCCGCUGCCGCGAUCGCACCUCAGCGUGGCCACAGGAUUUGGUUGUGCCACUAUCUUCUGGUACUUGAGGAACAGCCCGGAUUUCUUGAAACAUUACGAUGCUGCCGGAACCAUCCAGGAUUAUGUGGUGGCCAUGCUGUGUGGCCUGAAACGGCCCCGGAUGUCUUCCCAGAACGCUGCCAGCUGGGGGUACUUCAACACCACCCAAAAAACCUGGAAUACAGACAUCCUUGGAGAAUCCCACUUCCCCGUCCAUUUGCUUCCGGAGGUGGUUGACCCCGGAGCCCCUGCAGGGGAGACUUGCUCCGGGUGGUACGCCAUCCCGAAGGGCACUGAAGUUGGAGCCGCUCUGGGGGACUGCCAGUGUUCGGUGUACUCCUGUUUGCCUGAAAGUUCAGAUGCAGUCCUCAACAUCGGCACCUCUGCUCAGCUGACCAUCUUGGCACCUUUGGGCUUCCUUCCAGGAGAGUCCCCAGACCCUGACUCGCCCGUGACCUACUAUCCAUAUUUUGGCAACCGUUAUCUGACCGUGGCGGCCUCUCUGAACGGCGGGAACGUCCUGGCGACUUUCGUGGACAUGUUGGUCGGAUGGAUGGCCGAGCUGGGACUCCAAGUCCCACGUUCCACCCUCUACCAGCAACUGAUCCAUGCUGCCUUGGCCCAAGGCGACACAGCUCUCUCCGUUUGCCCGACCAUCUAUGGCGAAAGGCACAGGCCUGAGCAGCAGGGCUCCGUCACGCACAUCGCGGCCUCCAACCUCUCUUUGGGGCACGUGACCCGAGCCCUGUGUCGCGGCGUGGUCCAGAACCUGCACUCCAUGAUGCCUUCCCAGCGCCUGAUGGAGGCAGGGAAGAGGCAGAUCCUGGCCAGCGGCAGCGCCCUCUCCAGGAACGAAGUGUUGAGGCAGGAAGUGAAUAGCGCGUACCCCUUUCGGGUGGUUUAUGGGGUAGCUAUGGACGCGGCGAUAGGGGCCGCCUUGGCGAUGCUACACCGGAAGUGAGGUCGGAACGCGGGACAGCAGAAGCCCCUCCCUCUGAUUGGGAAGGACAAGGGGGACCCUCACUGUUGGCCAGAAGAUGGGGCAGACGUCUGGAGCUCCCAGCCCCAUGCUGUUAAUGAGGGCUGUGUGCAGAUGGGCUGUCAGGUGGUGCUGCAGCAUAUCCCUGCAAGCACCAGCAGUCCACGGUUGGCAUUUGAGCCCUCUGAAUGAAACCAGCGGGCCUUGAAGGUGCUGGGCCUGUAAGAUGCUACCUCCUGAACUCCACCCUUCCCCUAAAGGAAUGGGAGGGCACCCCCUUUGAACAGGUUAGCCUUGGUGGCUGGGGAAAGCAUUCCACUCCCGUAAAUCAUUCCCCAGUGCUGCAUUUGCACUCGUACUAAAAAGGGACCAAAGAUUUUUCCUUGUUUUCCAUCCCUAACUCUCGCCGACCGUGCACCGCCAUUUCCUUUUUGUGUUCCUCCUACUCCUCUCUGCUACGGCAGGGCACGGAUGCUGUCACUUAAACCAGAAUAAUAAACUGUAUAGCACCAUA
Messenger RNA from Heteronotia binoei (common prickly gecko), 2156 nucleotides. It is a transcript of the gene SHPK, whose product is annotated as sedoheptulokinase. Gene Ontology annotation, molecular function: sedoheptulokinase activity. NCBI's taxonomy places the organism in Eukaryota, Metazoa, Chordata, Lepidosauria, Squamata, Gekkonidae. Gene Ontology annotation, biological process: carbohydrate metabolic process; cellular response to lipopolysaccharide. The transcript is spliced from 8 exons. Gene Ontology annotation, cellular component: cytosol. Bases 182 to 1624 code for a protein of 480 amino acids. The record is from RefSeq and is a predicted model, not a curated record.